Messenger RNA from Pyrenophora tritici-repentis Pt-1C-BFP, 1536 nucleotides. RefSeq lists its product as uncharacterized. NCBI's taxonomy places the organism in Eukaryota, Fungi, Ascomycota, Dothideomycetes, Pleosporales, Pleosporaceae. Gene Ontology annotation, biological process: lipid homeostasis; nuclear envelope organization. The record is from RefSeq and is a predicted model, not a curated record. Gene Ontology annotation, cellular component: nuclear envelope; nuclear membrane.
AUGUCGCGCACAAGUCGCCUUUCCACUACGCCUAUGGACUUUGAGUGGACCAACCAAACGGGUCCUAUUGACGCACAAUCGCCUUUCGUUCUAGCAAGUCAGCAGCAGCAGCAGCAGCAACAACAACAACAGCAACAGAAGAAGCGCCCGCACUCAGUCCUAGAAUCUCCGUCCAAGAACGGAUUUGCGACGCCGACUCGGUUGCGCGAUCCCGAUAACCGCAUGACAUAUUUCAACCGCGACCCCAGCAAACCACUACCCUCAACACCCGCAUCUUCGGUGCCGGCGCGUAUACAACAGAGCCCUUGGUCGAUGCGAACGCCCUCACACGACCUCGACUUUAGUUCUGGCGGAGAGACUCCAGGCACCCCGCAUAUGGACAGUGAUAUUGGCACUCCAGACACACAAUUGGUGACCAGGAUGGGACGAUUAGGCAACGGCGAGGCGGACAAGAAGCCUGCUCGUAGGGACAGCUGGUUCAAGCGCGCAUUUGCGAGCACUCCUAGUCCCACAAAGGACCGGGACAAGGAGUCACCGCAAAAGCCCUACUCCAAGAAGGCUGAGAACCGCAUAGUCAAGCGCCGGUCCGAGCGAUCACAAUCCAAAAAGCGUGUCCAAAUUCGCGAAGAUGGCGAAGAUUCCGACAAUGAACUCGCCCGCCGUCCGUCCGUGCCGACAAAAGAGGCGGGGCCCGUCCAAUCCACAUUCACUAUGAACCUGGCCGGCUUCCUCUCGUGGGUGGAAGCCCAUCCGAACCUCCCUGUGGUGAUAACAUGGUACCUCCAGUUGACUGUUAAUACGUUCCUUGGAGGCUUUUUUGUCUUCCUCGUCUACCGCGCAUGGGCUGGCGUCAUGACAGAUGUUGAAAUUGAAUCCUCAAAACAUGCGUCCGAGGUCAUGGUCGAAAUCGCCGCAUGCGCCUUGGAAUACAACCGCAACCGUUGCCGGCCGGAAGACGUCGUUCCGGCCAUGGAGAAGGCAUGCGGUAUCUGGGAGACUUGCAUGAACCGCGAUCCCAAAAAGGUUGCGCGCGCGACCGUCACGGCCAAGACAUUCGCCAUGAUUUGCAACAGCUUUUUCGAGGAGGUUAGCUACAAGUCCAUGAUCUUUACCGCAAUUGUCAUCUUCGGCGGCUUCAACCUCUCAAACUGGGCUUUCGGCCUCCUCCGCUCCCAACAACAACAGCAGCAGUCCCAACACCACCAACAGCAUCAACAGCAUCAACAGCACGACUUCCAGCCUCAAACCCCUCAACAUAGAGUCGCCAGCAACAGCUACCAAGAUAAUUACCAACAAAAUGCAAACUACCAGGCGUACCAGCAAAACUGGCAGCAGUUGCCCCAGUAUCCUCAACAACAGCAGUACACACCAUACCAGCAGCAUCAGCAUCGCGAUCAAACCCCGUAUCCACAACAGAGACACAUCGACGCUCCGCCACUGGUGCACGCGAAUACUAUGCCUACGCUGUCUAGUAGUUCUACAGCGCAGGACGGUGUGGAUGUAGGCAAGUCGAGGAAGAGGGGAUUAUUUCGAUAG